Molecule: messenger RNA, 3306 nt
Organism: Meriones unguiculatus (Mongolian gerbil)
Lineage: Eukaryota; Metazoa; Chordata; Mammalia; Rodentia; Muridae
Gene: Cldn1
Product: claudin 1
Exons: 4
Coding region: 212-847 (211 amino acids)
Biological process (GO): bicellular tight junction assembly; cell adhesion
Cellular component (GO): plasma membrane; bicellular tight junction
Molecular function (GO): structural molecule activity
Source: RefSeq, a predicted model, not a curated record
GAGUCUCAGAGAACUUCGCUACCUCUCCCUUCCAGACUCCACCGCCGACCCGGACCAGAAGCCAGGAGCUCGCCCGCGGCCACGCAGGAAGCAGGGGUCCCAACAGAAACUCGUUCGCCGAGACCCCGCCACCUUGGGGAGCCCGGGUGCGCACCUCGCAAACUCCUCCUUCCGCACCUGCCACUGAGCCCGCGCGAGCCCUGGAAGGACCAUGGCCAACGCGGGGCUGCAGCUUUUGGGUUUCAUCCUGGCUUCCCUGGGAUGGAUCGGCUCCAUUGUCAGCACUGCCCUGCCCCAGUGGAAGAUAUACUCUUAUGCUGGGGACAACAUUGUGACCGCCCAGGCCAUCUUCGAGGGACUGUGGAUGUCCUGCGUUUCGCAGAGCACCGGGCAGAUACAGUGCAAAGUCUUCGACUCCUUGCUGAAUCUAAACAGUACUUUGCAGGCGACCCGAGCCUUGAUGGUGAUUGGCAUCCUGCUGGGGCUGAUUGCCAUUUUCGUGUCCACCAUUGGCAUGAAGUGCAUGAAGUGCUUGGAAGACGAUGAGGUGCAAAAGAUGUGGAUGGCUGUCAUUGGGGGCAUAAUAUUCUUCACUUCAGGUCUGGCGACUUUAGUGGCCACAGCAUGGUAUGGAAAUAGAAUUGUUCAAGAAUUCUAUGACCCCAUGACCCCCGUCAAUGCCAGGUAUGAAUUUGGCCAGGCCCUCUUCACCGGCUGGGCUGCUGCCUCCCUCUGCCUCCUGGGAGGUGCCCUACUUUCCUGUUCCUGUCCCCGGAAAACAACCUCUUACCCAACACCACGGCCUUAUCCCAAGCCAACACCUUCUAGUGGGAAAGACUACGUGUGACAGAGGCAAAUGGGAAGAGAUCCUCCUGGAGUGAAUACCAAAUGAACCUUGAAAUUAGCAUUGACAUUAAGGCCUUAGAUUGUUGACUAUGGGUUUCUGAACUGUAUCAUAACAAAAGGAUGCAUAUUUUUAUACAUCUCCAUGGCUAUGAGGGCCUUGGCUGUGCCUUACCAUCUUUCCUGAGUACAGGAGGGAAGCCUUUUUUUUUUGCAUUUGAACUGCUGCUUCCCACUGAGUAAUCAUACUCAAAUGGGUAAGGGUGCUUCUUAAGUGUGUAUAGAUAUGUAUAUAUACAUAUUUUCUAUUAAAAUAGACAGUUAAAAACCUCUAUUAUCCUUAUAUUGGUACCAGCAUACUUAAAAUCACUCUAAAAUAUAUACAGCUCCAUAUUGAUUAAAUAAGCCUACUGAUACAUUAUUCUUUUCCUCUAUGAACAUAUGUGAUCGGUCGAGUAUCACCCCUUUGAUCAGCAUUUAGUAUCUUUGUCAUAAGAACAAAACUUUCUUACCAAAUCUGACUUUUUUCUUCCCACCACCCCCUUGUCUUCUUUACAUCAACAUAUUUAAUUUUUUUCCACUCUAACAACAAUUGCUUUUUCAGACUGUUGUUUUCAGGUUCGUUUCUAACUUCUGAAUCUCAUAAUGAAUGUUAAGGUCCACAUUCGAGACUUAAAACCAGUAAGAAUCACUUAUUGCUUCGAUUUCUGAGCUGUGGGGUCAACUCUUCUGGACAGAUAAUGUUUUUCUGCCGACCUUUCCCCACUGUCCUUGCACUUUGGUCUGUAGCUGGCUUGUUUGCUUUGAAAAUAUUUGUUUCCCCGAGUGCUGUACUGCUAACCCUGUUGUUGAAGCAGUUUUAUUGAUUGCAUUUUUCAGGUACUUAUUCACCAUUCCAUAUCCUGCAAACUGCUUUUUUUCUUCUUCCCUCGUCAGCUGCCUUGUUUUCUCAUAUAUAAUUAUCCUAUGGUUUAGCUCUUCUCAGAGAGGUGUGGUCUGUUUAUCUAUACAAACUGCUAGACUUGCAGAAGUGAUAAUCUAGUGAUAAAUAUUCUCUCUGUAGCUGUUGGCAAUUUACAAUCUUUAUACCUCUUUUCCCAUCUGUCAAAUUGGGAUAAUAACACUUAACCAGCUGGUAGAGGUGAUGCGAGUAUUAAUUAGUUGAUAUGACUCUCAUUCUUUGAACAUGAAAUAUGCCUAAGUAGUGUUUUUUUUUUCCUUGCUCAAUUAGCAGUUUUGAAGUCACUGAAGAAAAUCUGCACACACACACACACACACACACACACACACACACACACACACCUUCCCACUGCUCUGUGUCUUUCUUUUCUCAUGAGUUUAUUUCUUGGCUUUCAUCUGUGCCUGGCCUGUUGUUGGUGCUGUUUCAUUUUGACAAGUACUCUUACUCUUCUAGUCUGUAGAAAAGGCCCUUCAGCAGAGCCUGAUGAUGCAAUAGGAAGGGUGUUGCCAUUGACAUUUGGAGACCUGGAUUUGAAUCUUGGUGCUAUCACUUAAUUACUAAGCUUGGGCAAAGGCACUUGGCUCUUCUAAAUAUAUUGCCACAUCUAUACAACGGGUUCAUUAACUCCUGUCAUACCUACAUCACAUGACUCAAGAGGGGACACAUGCAAACAUGCUUUUAUGAGGGGAAACAUGUUGCUCUACAGUAAUUAAGGAGUUUUAACUUAAUAGGUUUUGCAGUUACUUUUCAGACAAUUGGAAAGAGAGAAAUGUCAAAUGGGUUUCUUUCCUUAAGAAGUCUCUCAAAGGAUGAGUCCUAAAGUUCACUCAGUUAAGCUGACCUUAAGUCUUCAAAGCUUUCUGUUGUUUGAGUCAGUGUUUCAGUCUGUGUCCCAAGCUGGCCAAGAACUCCCGUGUUACUCAAAGAUCCUUCUGCCUCAGCCUCCCAACUGUUGACAUGACAGGCAUGAGCCCUAUCCUACUGUUACACCUUAGUGUUAUCACUUUGGCCUGAUACUUCUGGGGCUAAGAGAAUGUAAUGGAGAAAAGUGACAAUGCAGAUUCUGAAGGUGUAUAACAUGUUCUUUGUUAAGUGAUAUUUUCAAAGUUAAAUGGAAGCUAGCAGUUCUGACAAAAGUUAAGAAUUAUAAUUCAUGGUAAACCCACAUGGAGGAAGUUAUAUGGAGCUUUAUAUGGAUUUGAACUAUGUAAGUUUUACUGUGUUUGUGCGUGUGAAAGUAAUUGUGCAACUAUCUUUUUGCCACAGUUAUGCUCCCUAAUGUGUAAUGUAAAUGCAUACAAAUAACAUUUGCUAAACUACACAAAGUUCUAUGUUCCAAAAUAAUCCCAAAGAAAUUUUGUCAGAACUUACCCAGUUUUGAUAGUUUUAUAUUCUACUACCAAACAUAGAAACAGAACAAUUGACAUUUGGGGGCUGCGGUGGGAAUUUGUAUAAAGCAUUACUCUUUUUCAAUAAAUUGUUGUUUUUUAAUUAAAAAUAAA